This is a messenger RNA of Macadamia integrifolia, 754 nucleotides long. RefSeq names its product LOB domain-containing protein 1-like. Lineage: Eukaryota; Viridiplantae; Streptophyta; Magnoliopsida; Proteales; Proteaceae. The transcript has 2 exons. The record is from RefSeq and is a predicted model, not a curated record. The coding region runs from base 18 to 665 and encodes 215 amino acids.
UCUCUUGCAACAAUCUAAUGGAUUCAGAUGAAUUCAUCACUGUUAUGACCUCUUCUCUAUCAUUCGCCUCUACUUCUACUUCAUCACCUUCACCUUUACCUUCACCUGCACCUGAAUCUCCUCCUCCUCAUCCUCUUCCUCUUCUUGUGGUCAGACCUUGUGGUGCUUGUAAGGGCCUCCGUCGACGAUGUGUAACAACAUGCCUCUUGGCACCAUACUUUCCUCCAACUCAACCCCUCAAGUUCUUGGCUGUUCACAGGGUGUUUGGAGCUUGCACUGUCUCCAAGUUCUUGCAGGGAAUUCCGGAGUCUCGAAGGGCUGAUGCAGUGGAUAGUAUGGUCUACGAGGCGACCAUAAGGAUUAGAGAUCCAGUGUAUGGGUGUGCAGGUGUAAUUUCCAAUCUGCAGAAACUCAUAAAACAGCUUCAGAUGGAGUUGGCUACUACAAAGGCUCAACUUCUUAUUAUAACAUCUCAACAGGAGAACCUACCAGAGACCAGUACAUGCAUGGAAAUGAAAGAAGCUGAUCAACUGCCCACAUUGCAACAACCCUCAUUGGAAGACUUCAUGUCCUGUGCUACUCCUUACUCCUUUCAGAAUUGCGAAAACUUCUUAUGGGACAACUCAUUCCUUCCUUUGGAUGACACAAAUAAUGGAGGAAUUUAGUUACCCUUUCUCAAAGAUUUAAAUAUUGUUUGAAUGGUAACAAAGAGGGGGAAAAUUUUUCAGAGAGUUUUAUGUUAACCAACUCAGGU